AAGAUGUCUAACAAUCCAACAGUGGAAAAUUAACCAAUAAGAAAUGAUCUUAUCAUAAAGAGGAAAAUGAGUGGAUAAUAUUAAUUGAAAUCUCAGAGCAAGCUUCAAGGCAGCCAUGGCUUCCAUUUCAUGCACAACUCCUUCUACGAGCUUAUUCUGCUCUACCACCAAACCCAUCAACAGUUCUUCUUCUUCCCAACUAAGUCUCUCCUCUAGGUUUCUUGGAACUCGGGUUGUGAAGCUCCGGAUCCGACUCGGUCCCUCCUACGGGUCGAGAGCUACUUGCUGGUUUAAGUUUGGAAAGAACGGCGUCGAUGCUGAGAAUGCCGGAAUCUAUGGCAGCCAAUCACGGGAUGAUUUCGACAGGGACGACGUCGAGCAGUAUUUCAACUACAUGGGAAUGCUUGCGGUGGAAGGUACCUAUGACAAAAUGGAGGCUCUUCUCAACCAAAACAUUCACCCUGUCGAUAUCCUUUUGAUGUUGGCAGCCUCAGAAGGAGACAAGCCUAAGAUCGAGGAGCUUCUCAGAGCCGGUGCUGACUACACGGUUAAGGACGCUGAUGGAAGAACCGCACUUGACCGAGCCAGCAGCGAGGAGAUCCGUGAUUUGAUCCUUGGAUCUCUCACUCAAAAAGCUUGACAAAUCUUCAAUAGCUUUUUCUUACAGAGGAUUCGUGUCUGAUUGGUACCUCUAUAGUUAAAAUCUCAAUUGUCUCAAUGUUUUUCUUUUAAAUUUGGUCCAACGCCUCAAGUAGCUUCAA
Messenger RNA from Eutrema salsugineum, 761 nucleotides. Its product is annotated as protein LHCP TRANSLOCATION DEFECT. Lineage: Eukaryota; Viridiplantae; Streptophyta; Magnoliopsida; Brassicales; Brassicaceae. Bases 116 to 640 code for a protein of 174 amino acids. Gene Ontology annotation, biological process: intracellular protein transport; granum assembly. Gene Ontology annotation, cellular component: chloroplast stroma; chloroplast envelope. The record is from RefSeq and is a predicted model, not a curated record. The transcript is spliced from 2 exons.